Limulus polyphemus (Atlantic horseshoe crab) is the source of this 1079-nucleotide messenger RNA. RefSeq lists its product as uncharacterized. The transcript has 5 exons. NCBI's taxonomy places the organism in Eukaryota, Metazoa, Arthropoda, Merostomata, Xiphosura, Limulidae. The coding region runs from base 96 to 1079 and encodes 327 amino acids. The record is from RefSeq and is a predicted model, not a curated record.
UAUGCAGCACCAUGUACUUUGUUUUUCCAGCUUAUUAAUCUUUUCUGUAUUAAACUUAAAACUGUCUUAUUUUAUUCCAGAAAAUACUGUGAAACAUGAACGAAGAAGAAAUAAACCAUGAGAUUCAAGACUCAAAUGCGUUAAUUUUGAAUAAGCACCCAGUUACAGUACAUUUGACGAAUCAAGAAGAUUCCAGUGUUCGAAUAUUCCCAGCAGUAGAAAAUGCAGGAGAGUUAAUGAAUGGCACAAGUCGAUUCUGCAGUGACUGUACGCGAGAAGACAGUCAAGACAACCAGACGCUAAGCAACGGCAAACCUCAAUUCUUCAUUGAGGUAGAUGCCAGUGCAAUAGCUUCAUUGAGAGCAGGAACACAAUAUACCCUAAUUCCUAUUGAUAUCCCACAAAGCAAAAGUCCAUCAAGUAAGCAUCUUCUGCAUAAUUCGUGUGAAACCCAAGAACAUUUAAACACUAGCCUUUGGGAUUAUGACCAUUUAAAUGAAUCAAGAAAUCACAUUUCCAAUCAUCUACAGAGAAGUUCAGAUGACAUAAGCUCUCCCAAUGCUUCAAGUCCAGUUCUGAAUUUAACAACGAUAAAUGUCAACAAUGAACACCAAAAUUCCACAAAGACAUGUCAACAACAAACAGAUUCAACUUCCCAGGGAGAUACUGACAAUUUUAUUGCUACAGAUAAGGUCUCGCAUAUGGAAUGUGACUCAAUUCAGGAACAGACAGUCCAGUUUCAUCCACAAGUGCAGGAAAACACAGAUAAUAAAACUGAGUACUUCACAUGUCCAAUUGCUCCUUUGGGUCACUCAAAAUUUUCAGAAAUGAGUACAAAACUGCUUAGCCCAACUUCUAAGACACCAAAUGCUUCCAGUUGCUUAACGAUGAUUCCAACUCCUCAUGCUAUUCAUCAAGUUUCUCAACUUUGUGGAAACUCUGUGUCAGACAGUUGUUUCACACAACACAGCCCUGCUCUGUUAAACACACAAAACUUGGUUCAUGGUUCUCUUAUGGGUCAACAUGGUCUGCCAGUCUGGUCUCCUAUAAAUCAAGUAAAUCCUUGCGCCAGUUUCUAA